Molecule: messenger RNA, 1138 nt
Organism: Mesitornis unicolor (brown roatelo)
Lineage: Eukaryota; Metazoa; Chordata; Aves; Mesitornithiformes; Mesitornithidae
Gene: UNC5A
Product: unc-5 homolog A (C. elegans)
Exons: 6
Biological process (GO): netrin-activated signaling pathway; anterior/posterior axon guidance
Cellular component (GO): membrane
Molecular function (GO): netrin receptor activity
Source: RefSeq, a predicted model, not a curated record
ACAACCCUGGCCUGCUCACCAUCCAGCCUGACCUCAGCACCACCACCAUGACCUACCAGGGCUCGCUCUGCCCACGCCAGGACGGCCCUGCCAAGCUCCAGCUGCCCAAUGGGCACCUGCUGAGCCCGCUGGGUGCUGGGCGGCACACCUUGCACCACAGCUCGCCCGCUGCCGAGGGCGCUGAUUUCGUGGCCCGGCUCUCCACCCAGAGCUACUUUCGCUCUCUGCCCCGUGGCACCACCAACAUGGCCUACGGCACCUUCAACUUCUUGGGGGGAAGGCUCAUGAUCCCCAACACAGGGGUGCUCCUCACCCGCCCCGCCAUCCUGGCCAUGGGCCACUGCGUGGAGGCCAGCGGUGAGAACUGGAGCAUCCGGCUGAAGAAGCAGUCAUGCGAGGGCACGUGGGAGGACGUGCUGCAGCUGGGCGCCGAGCCGUGCACGGAGCUGUACUACUGCCAGCUGGAAGCGCAGGCGUGCUACAUCUUCACGGAGCAGCUGGGGCGCUUCGCUCUGGUCGGGGAGUCCCUCAGCAUGGCGGCCUCCAAGCGCCUCAAGCUGGUCCUGUUCGCACCGGCCGCCUGCCCCUCGCUCGAGUACAACAUCCGCGUCUACUGCCUCAGCGACACCCAGGACGUCCUCAAGGAGGUGAUCCAGCUGGAGAAGCAGCUGGGGGGGCAGCUGAUCGGAGCCCCCCGGGUGCUGCACUUCAAGGACAGCUACCACAACCUGCGCCUUUCCAUCCACGACAUGCCCAGCUCCCUCUGGAAGAGCAAGCUGCUCGCCAGCUACCAGGAGAUCCCCUUCUACCACAUCUGGAGCGGGCUGCAGCCCUUCCUGCACUGCACCUUCACCCUGGAGCGCCUGAGCCCCAGCACCUGCGAGCUGGCCUGCAAGAUCUGGGUCUGGCAGGUGGAGGGUGAUGGGCAGAGCUUCACUGUCAACUACAACAUCGCCAAGGACACGAGGUUUUCGGACUGGCUGGUCCCUGACAGCGAGGUGGGCGCCCCAGCCUUGGUGGGCCCCAGUGCCUUCAAGAUCCCCUUCCUCAUCCGCCAGAAGAUCAUCAGCAGCCUGGACCCACCGGGCACCCGAGGAGCAGACUGGAGGACACUGGCCCAGAAGCUCAACCUCGACAG